AUGAAGAAGAUUCUUCAAGAGCAAUAUGGUUGGCCGUAUAACUUCCAGGAAGCUGAGUGGAAGACUGUUUCGCAGGUUACCUGGCAGCGGAUUCACCGUAAUGAUCCCACUUAUGAGAUUGGCAGAGAGGAUGAGUUUGAGCCGGAUGUAUUGAAGGGAGGCAAAUGUGAUGAUGAUUUCUAUCUUUGGCACUAUAAGACUGGUUGA
This is a messenger RNA of Penicillium malachiteum, 207 nucleotides long. RefSeq lists its product as uncharacterized. The record is from RefSeq and is a predicted model, not a curated record. The coding region runs from base 1 to 207 and encodes 68 amino acids. The transcript has a single exon. Lineage: Eukaryota; Fungi; Ascomycota; Eurotiomycetes; Eurotiales; Aspergillaceae.